This is a messenger RNA of Cebus imitator (Panamanian white-faced capuchin), 3548 nucleotides long. It is a transcript of the gene CNOT2, whose product is annotated as CCR4-NOT transcription complex subunit 2. The coding region runs from base 869 to 2464 and encodes 531 amino acids. Lineage: Eukaryota; Metazoa; Chordata; Mammalia; Primates; Cebidae. The transcript has 18 exons. Gene Ontology annotation, biological process: regulation of DNA-templated transcription; regulation of stem cell population maintenance; nuclear-transcribed mRNA poly(A) tail shortening. The record is from RefSeq and is a predicted model, not a curated record. Gene Ontology annotation, cellular component: P-body; CCR4-NOT core complex.
GCUGCCGGUCCCUGAAGUACGCGCACACUCUCCGGAGGUUGCGGCAGCUGAGCGGGGAAACAGGGACGCGGUCAGAUUCGCUCCAGGUGGCGGGAGUGAAGAGGGGAGGAGUGAGGCGACGGACGUGCGGGGGCGGGGUGUCCAACACAAACACAAACACGAACACGCUCAGCGUCCCCGGGGAGGGCGGACGACGCCACCUCACCAUUCAUCGCCCCUGGACCCCGCGGUUCCCCUCGGACCCAGGGCCAGAGCCCUGUGCGAAGCAACCUGGCCUCAGUCAAACGGAAGCGGCCGCAAAAGCCCCGCUCUAGGUAACGGCUGCGGUGGAGCAGCGAACCUCCCUGUGAAUCGGUGGGAGACAAGACGGAACAGCAGUGAGGGCGGUAGAGGAGUGUAGUGCCUCUCCUCACCUUGUUACAAGCGCGCUGGAAGCAGCCUACCCAUCCCACCGCUGUCAGCUUUGCAAUCGCCGCUCCCACCUUCCGCCGCCGCCUGGAGGGAAGCCGGAGCGACGGGGGUCACGGCGGCGGUCAGAGGGUAAAGGUCUUGCUCCCAGCAGCCUUCGCGGUGGAUACGUCGCCAUCUUGGAUCCGCGGGACAAGAAAAUUCAUGCGUACCCUUCUCUAAAAUGACCGACUAUAUGUAAAGCUUCAUUUCUGGACUCUCCAUUCUGUUUCAUUGAUAAAGGGAGAACUGGUGGGCGGUCCUUCCUGUGACACGACCCUUGAGUGACAGUUCUAUUUGAUUGCCUCCGGUACUGUGAGGAAAGGACACGACUCUAUGGUGAGGACUGAUGGACAUACAUUAUCUGAGAAAAGAAACUACCAGCCUCCAGCUCUGAGCUUUCCAAUCCCCAGAGUAGCAAAUGUUGAAAGAAGUUGCACAGGUGACAAACAGCAUGUUUGGUGCUUCAAGAAAGAAGUUUGUAGAGGGGGUCGACAGUGACUACCAUGACGAAAACAUGUACUACAGCCAGUCUUCUAUGUUUCCACAUCGGUCAGAAAAAGAUAUGCUGGCAUCACCAUCUACAUCAGGUCAGCUGUCUCAGUUUGGGGCAAGUUUAUACGGGCAACAAAGUGCACUAGGCCUUCCAAUGAGGGGGAUGAGCAACAAUACCCCUCAGUUAAAUCGCAGCUUAUCACAAGGCACUCAGUUACCGAGCCACGUCACGCCAACAACAGGGGUACCAACAAUGUCACUUCACACGCCACCAUCUCCAAGCAGGGGUAUUUUGCCUAUGAAUCCUAGGAAUAUGAUGAACCACUCCCAGGUUGGUCAGGGCAUUGGAAUUCCUAGCAGGACAAAUAGCAUGAGCAGUUCAGGGUUAGGUAGCCCCAACAGAAGCUCGCCAAGCAUAAUAUGUAUGCCAAAGCAGCAGCCUUCUCGACAGCCUUUUACUGUGAACAGUAUGUCUGGAUUUGGAAUGAACAGGAAUCAGGCAUUUGGAAUGAAUAACUCCUUAUCAAGUAACAUUUUUAAUGGAACAGAUGGAAGUGAAAAUGUGACAGGAUUGGACCUUUCAGAUUUCCCAGCAUUAGCAGACCGAAACAGAAGGGAAGGAAGUGGUAACCCAACUCCAUUAAUAAACCCCUUGGCUGGAAGAGCUCCUUAUGUUGGAAUGGUAACAAAACCAGCAAAUGAACAAUCCCAGGAUUUCUCAAUACACAAUGAAGAUUUUCCAGCAUUACCAGGCUCCAGCUAUAAAGAUCCAACAUCAAGUAAUGAUGACAGUAAAUCUAAUUUGAACACAUCUGGCAAGACAACUUCAAGUACAGAUGGACCCAAAUUCCCUGGAGAUAAAAGUUCAACAACACAAAAUAAUAACCAGCAGAAAAAAGGGAUCCAGGUGUUACCUGAUGGUCGGGUUACUAACAUUCCUCAAGGGAUGGUGACGGACCAAUUUGGAAUGAUUGGCCUGUUAACAUUUAUCAGGGCAGCAGAGACAGACCCAGGAAUGGUACAUCUUGCAUUAGGAAGUGACUUAACAACAUUAGGCCUCAAUCUGAAUUCUCCUGAAAAUCUGUACCCCAAAUUUGCAUCACCCUGGGCAUCUUCACCUUGUCGACCUCAAGACAUAGACUUCCAUGUUCCAUCUGAGUACUUAACGAACAUUCACAUUAGGGAUAAGCUGGCUGCAAUAAAACUUGGCCGAUAUGGUGAAGACCUUCUGUUCUAUCUCUAUUAUAUGAAUGGCGGAGACGUAUUACAACUUUUAGCUGCAGUGGAGCUUUUUAACCGUGAUUGGAGAUACCAUAAAGAAGAACGAGUAUGGAUUACCAGGGCACCCGGCAUGGAGCCAACAAUGAAAACCAAUACCUAUGAGAGGGGAACAUAUUACUUCUUUGACUGUCUUAACUGGAGGAAAGUAGCUAAGGAGUUCCAUCUGGAAUAUGACAAAUUAGAAGAACGGCCUCACCUGCCAUCCACCUUCAACUACAACCCUGCUCAGCAAGCCUUCUAAAAAAAAAAAAAAAAAAAAAAAAAAAAAAGAGACUUCCCUUUUCUUGGGGUAUGGCUGUCUCAGCACAAUACUCAACAUAACUGCAGAACUGAUGUGGCUCAGGCACCCUGGUUUUAAUUCCUUGAGGAUCUGGCAAUUGGCUUAAGCAAAGGGUCACCAUUUGAGGUCCUGCCUUACUAAUUAUGUGCUGCCCAACAACUAAAUUUGUAAUUUGUUUUUCUCUAGUUUGAGCAGGGUCUGAAGUUUUUUUCAUUUAUUUCCUUUUUGCCAGCAGACAGACUUGAGUCUGUAAAGACAAGCAAAUACACUGACAGAAGUUUACCAUAUAGUUUCUAAAAUGUAAAAAGGAAAAACUACAAAAGACUCAACACAAUUAGACCACAAAAUUUGCAUUGUUCAUUGUAGCACUAUUGGUAAUAAAAUAACAAAUGUUUGUGCAUUUUUAUGUGAAGAUCCUUCUCGUAUUUCAUUUGGAAAGAUGAGCAAGGUCUGCUUCCUUCAUUUUACUUCCCCUUCUGUUUUUGAAAGGCAGUUUCGCCAAGCUUAAUGCAAGAAUAUCUGACUGUUUAGAAGAAAGAUAUUGCCACAAUCUCUGGAUGGUUUUCCAGGGUUGUGUUAUUACUGAGCUUCAUCUUUCCAGAAUGAGCAAAACACUGUCCAGUCUUUGUUACGAUUUUGUAAUAAAUGUGUACAUUUUUUUUAAAUUUUUGGACAUCACAUGAAUAAAGGUAUGUAUGUACGAAUGUGUAUAUAUUAUAUAUAUGACAUCUAUUUUGGAAAAUGUUUGCCCUGCUGUACCUCAUUUUUAGGAGGUGUGCAUGGAUGCAAUAUAUGAAAAUGGGACAUUCUGGAACUGCUGGUCAGGGGACUUUGUCGCCUUGUGCACUAAAAGGGCCAGAUUUUCAGCAGCCAAGGACAUCCAUACCCAAGUGAAUGUGAUGGGACUUAAAGAAGUGAACUGAGACGAUUCACUCUGGCUGUUUGAACAGCAGCGUUUCAUAGGAAGAGAAAAAAGAUCAAUCUUGUAUUUUCUGACCACAUAAAGGCUUCUUCUCUUUGUAAUAAAGUAGAAAAGCUCUCCUCA